AUGUCCGCCGCGCCACCGCAGACCAACGGCAUCACGGCCUCUGCCCCGACCGCCCCCGCGGCGAUUAACCACGCCCAGGGUGCGGCCCCCACCGGUGGCCCGUCCUCGACGUCACAGCCCACGGGCGCCGCCGCGCCGCGACCUCGCGACGCCCGCCUCGUUGAGCUGCUGCUGACCUCGCAGGGCGUGACCGCGUACGAGCAGCGCGUGCCCCUCCUUCUCCUCGACUUUGCCUACCGCCACACCUCGUCCAUCCUCAACGACGCGCUGCACCUGGCCGGCGACCCCUACGUCUCCCAGGCCGGCGCGAAGCCGUCGGCCAGUGCGGGUGCCAGCGCCGCGGCCCCUGGCGACGCCGCUGUCUCCGCCAACGCCAUCAAGCUCUCUGUCGCCGCACGCCUCGGCUAUCAGUUCCGCGGCGGCAGCUCCGGCGGCGGUAUCAGCAAGGAGUACAUGCAGGAGCUCGCCCGCGAGCGCAACAAGGUCGCUCUCCCGCGCAUCGUCGCCCACGAGUGGGGCGUGCGCCUGCCCAGCGAGCGCUUUGUCCUCAGCGGUACCAGCUGGGGCCUGCAGGACGUCUGGGACGAGAUUGGCGACGAUGAGGUGCCGGAAGCGACGGGCGACGCGAUGGAGGGUAUACAAGGCCCGGCACCAGAAGAUAUCGGUGGCGAUGGCGUCGAGGGCGGCACUGUGGAGGAUAUGUUUGGUGAUGACGUCGAUGAAGAAAUGGCCGAAUAA
Messenger RNA from Cordyceps militaris CM01, 738 nucleotides. Its product is annotated as transcription initiation factor TFIID, 31kD subunit. Lineage: Eukaryota; Fungi; Ascomycota; Sordariomycetes; Hypocreales; Cordycipitaceae. Gene Ontology annotation, biological process: RNA polymerase II preinitiation complex assembly; DNA-templated transcription initiation. Gene Ontology annotation, molecular function: transcription coactivator activity; RNA polymerase II general transcription initiation factor activity; protein heterodimerization activity. The coding region runs from base 1 to 738 and encodes 245 amino acids. The record is from RefSeq and is a predicted model, not a curated record. Gene Ontology annotation, cellular component: transcription factor TFIID complex; SAGA complex. The transcript has a single exon.